CGGGUUUCGACCCUGCAGCCGCGACAGACGGUCCUAACCGCAGCUCCGAGAGUUCUUCCAUCCGAGAAGACGAGGAAAGAUUUGCGGCCCUCGCCUCCCUCCCCACCCCCCGGCGACUUCUCCCUUUGCUUCCAACACCCCCGCACCGUCCCGGCAAACUGCUCAAAUUCUGGCUGCAGAGCAGCGAAGCUCGGCAACAGCAGCCCCAGACAGCGCCAAGGAAAGUGCAUCGCGCGCUCUCGCAGGAGUGCUCCAUUGAGAAGAUGGGAUCCAUGUUAAGCGGCGACGGGCGGGAGGCGGCGAGCGGCCCCCAAGGCGGCAGCCUGUUCACUCUACACUGGGGGAGAGCAAGGGAGGAGAAACGGCAGCGGGUCCUUUCUUUUGACUGCUCCAUCUGCUUGGAGGUGCUGCACCAGCCCGUAAGGACGCGAUGUGGCCACGUAUUUUGUCAGUCUUGUAUUGCUACAAGUUUAAGGAAUAACACGUGGACAUGUCCUUAUUGCCGGGGCUAUCUUCCUUCAGAAGGGAUUCCAGCAACUGAUAUUACCAAGAUGAUGAAAGAUAUAUACCAAAACUGUACAGAAUGCGAAACACAGGUGUGCCUCAGUGAGAUGAGAGCUCAUUUGAGGACUUGUGGCCAAUAUAUAGAGAAAUAUGGCCCCUUGCAAGAGGUUGUAUAUCCAGAAACAAGAUAUCCUUGUCCUUUCUGUCAGUACGAACUGGAUGAAAAUGAUCUCCUGGACCAUUUUCUCACUUAUCACAGAUCCGAAAGGAGAGCAGUGGAUAUAAAUAUUGUAGAAGAAGUUCUCAUUGAAAGAGUCCUAGACCGGUCAUUUUUAGAGUAUGUGCAUGUGAAUAAUCCAAAUACUGCAUAAUCCUAUCAAAAGGAUUGGAAGAAAUACCAAAUAGAUUACAUUGUUAAUUAAAAUGUGGGUUAACUUUUUUUAAGACUAUAGUUCAACAUUCUAAAAGCAAAUUAUAUUUAGGUUUGUAAGAAUUCAUAUUUUCUUAUACCGUAUAGGCAUCGUAGAGGUAAUCUUGAUGGGUUCUGACCCAUUGGGGCUAAAUGUACUCAAGGAUCCUUCUUGCAGUGGGCACUGAUAAGAAACAACAGUAGCCCUCUUUCAAAAGAAAAGCUGAAUGGCAUUAUUUCUGAGUUCCUUCCCUGCCAUCAGGAUGUUGCUGCAUCAUGGUUUCCCAGGUGUGCAUAGCCACGAGAGACUGCAACUGAUUUCUACCAGCAUUCAGUCAUUUCAUUUGGAAAACAUUUGUUGUUAAAAUCCUCCGAAUGGAUUUUUAUUUGGGUCCGGCCAGUGUUCCCACAUAAUGACCUGGUUCAGAUGACAUGCUGGCAAGUUGUUUAACCCAGGAAUUGUGUGGACAUACAAACCCAGAAACUCUGGGUUGUUUAUGGGCUAAACAACCCAGAGUUAUCCCAAUAGCAAUCCAUGGGCAAUUGUUUGUACAUCAUGUGGCAUCCCUGGGCUAUUGAUUAAAAAUGGAAACAGCAAAUACACAGCUUGCAUGGUCCACUUCUCCCUGAAAUUCCUGAGUUAAAUAACCAGGAAUUGCCAACGUGAUAUCUGAACUCGGCAACUAUCUAACAAAGGCAAAUAACUGAACAGAUCCUUAGUGAGCAUCAAUUAUAUGAAUUUGUGUGCCAUCAAUUCAUUAUAAAGAUAAGAGAAAUUAAUGCUGAAUAAAGUGCAUUUACAGGACAGUAUUCAAUGCAACAUUGCCGCUAACAUAAAUUACACUGCGCUAACAUAAAUUACAUUGCACUAGCAUAAAUGAUCCCUACCACAAUGCCAAUAGCCUAGAAAAACUCACCUCACCAGCAAGCAUUACUUGUGUUGUGGUAGAGAUUGUUUGCACUAGUACAGUAUAAUUUAUGUUAGUGAUAGUGUUGCAUUGGAUACUGUCCACACUUCUGUUUCUGCUACAGAUGUAAUAUUUACUCAAAAUACAUUUUUGUGUGAUGGUGCUUUAGUGGGUUAUUAAUGUUACAUUUUACAGAUUACCUCUACUGUUACUAUAUAAUUCGAAUCAACUCCCUAAUUUUGAAGAAUAUUAAAGUCUAAGAAAGACUUAUUUUUCAAAUUAGGCAUGAAAAAGAUUUAUAUUCAAGGAACUUUCAAAUUAGCAAUCAAAAUUAAAUGUUAAUUUUGUCUCACAUAAUAUAUUGUUGUUUUAAGAGCUAUAUUACUUGACUUCAUUGAGAAAAAUAUUUGUUCAGAAUAUGAAUUGCUACUGAAUUUGUCUAUAGCAAAAGUUACUAACAGUUUUAAAUAUAUUGACCAAAACUGAAAGCAUCUUGUUACUGCAUUCCAUGAGCAGUCCAGAGUAUUCAUGAUUAUGAAAAUACUGCAAUUCCAAUGGCAGAGAGAAAACAACUAUGUCCUUUUUGAAAAAAAAGUUACCGUAUAUCACUUAUCAGAGAUCAAAAAGAAAAGCUACAACUAUGUUUGAUAGACAGCACUACAUCAUUGUCCUGGUGACUUUAGGAAUAGUAUUAAUGAUAUCAUGUGUACAUUUAUAGCUGCUGGAAUAUCAAGUGCAUAGUAUUAGUAAGGAAAAGCCAUAAUUGAAUCUGUUAAAAUAAUACCCAAAGGGCAACUGCUAAGAUUGAAUGUGUCUUCUCAUCUUGUUCAAUGCUCUACUAAAAGUGUCCAUCUUUGUAGCAAGACAGUAAGACUAAUAUGACUUUUAUAUAUUAUUAUUUAAUACAGAAGCUUUCAGUGAUACAGUUGUCUGUAAAUGUUUGUAAGAAUUUGUGUGCAUUUAUUUGUACACAGAUUUCUGAAAUGGUGAAAAGAGUUCAAAGAAAAUGUAUUCUUAAACUAUCUAUGUGUAAAAUGUUCAUUCUACAAAUUCAUUCACUCAUGGAGGUACAAUUAUUAUGAACUUGCAUAUGACUGUAAAUGUGAUAUAUAUUUUGUCCAUGCUUCUUAAAUAUUACCUUUGCCAUGAAGGAGCUACUUUUCUAUGAAUGGCUCCUGCCUGGCUAAGAUAAUUAUUAAUGGACAAUCCUAUGCAUGUUUAGAUAGAAAAAGAAGUCCUACAGCUCCCAGCAUUCCCCAGCCAGCCAGUUGUAGGACUUUUUUUCUGACUAAGCAUGCAUAGGAUUGCACCCUAAGUGUUCCAGCAAUAAGGAUAGGGGCUGGCCACAUGGAUCCUAAAUACAGAUUCCUCGGGCAAUGCUGAUUCUGUGGGGAAGAUCCACACAGUUGAGUUAUUAAACAUAUAUUGUGAAUCACCGGGGGAUUUUAUUAUAUUCAGCAGUAUAUAAAUGCAACAAAUAAAUAAAAACAUAAACAUUACCUCAGCCUGCACAGGAACUACUCACAGAAAAUCAGCCCCCACAUAGCUUUAGGGUAAUGUCUGACGGACUCCUGGAAUACCCCACUUACUAGAAGUAUCUGAACAGUUCUGUACUUUACAGAGUGUACCCUCAAAUAGUAAAGAUACUUCUAGGUCAGCUAAAUGGCUAGUAUUUGGGACAUGUCUAGUCCACAAAACUCCAGUUGCCAGGGAAAUCUUGAUGGAGGACAUUUUUAAAUCUCUCCAAAGAACAGGGGACAAGAAGUGAAUUCUUGACAUGGUUAAUGUACUUCCAGAUCACUCAGAAUACUGAAAUGUAGUUACAUGCAUAGGUGAAGGCACACUGAUUAUUAGAAAGGCAUGAAAAUGACACAUUUUUGCACUCACAACUCAGAAUAUGGGGUAUGAGGUUUACCUCACAUUAGAGGACAGAAUUCCAGUACCAAACAAGUCAUGCUGAACAUAAGAUGGAAUGUAUGGGUAGGGGAGUGUGUAUAGAUAGAUACUGAGCCAGUCAUUUGUAAGGGAACAUGGCAGAUAAUCAGAUCCUGGCUAAUGUGUCAUAGAGUUGAACCCAAUGGACUGAAGUAAUAGCAGUCCUAUGCUGCAAGGAGGCACAUGAUUAAUUUGACAGUAAUCAUCCCACACAUAUAAUAAAAGGGAAUGCUUUGGAAGACUUGUCAGCCAAUAGCUUACACUAUGCAAUUCACACACAAAAACAUCUAUAGGGCUAAAUCACUGUAGUUGACAAGUUGCAGUAAGUACCACUACUAUACAUGUAAUACUAAAGUAAAAUAUCAGAAUAUAUGAGCAAAAAGUCUGAUCCUAUUUCUGUCAUAUCUUGCCCCUUGUAAUUCCUUUGUGCAAUUCAGCAGUGCCAUGCAAGAGCUUGAGGAGAAGUGACGCUAUCCCUGUAGCACCAAUGGUUGUUACUGUUCCAGGUCCCAAGUGUAAAAUAUGCUUCUGUAUCCUGGACAGGAUUAGUAAGGUUUCAGCAGUGGGAAAUAACCUGAAAGGCAUCAAUAUUCAAGCAAAUCUUUAUCAUGGAGAUCAUGGCUCAUUUCAGAUUAAACAGCACAAACAUCUUAUAUAAAUUCUGUGUUUUACUGAUUAAGACUUUAGUGAAAAUCAUAUUUAUUAUGAGAAUUUUUUAAAAUGUCAAGGUCAUUUUUUUAACUGAAUGACUGAUUUUUUUAAAAUAAACGUUCAUAGCUUUU
Elgaria multicarinata webbii is the source of this 4538-nucleotide messenger RNA. RefSeq names its product ring finger protein 125 (gene RNF125). The transcript has 5 exons. NCBI's taxonomy places the organism in Eukaryota, Metazoa, Chordata, Lepidosauria, Squamata, Anguidae. Gene Ontology annotation, molecular function: ubiquitin protein ligase activity. The record is from RefSeq and is a predicted model, not a curated record. Gene Ontology annotation, cellular component: VCP-NPL4-UFD1 AAA ATPase complex. Bases 264 to 875 code for a protein of 203 amino acids. Gene Ontology annotation, biological process: protein polyubiquitination; ubiquitin-dependent protein catabolic process.